AUGAUUAAUGCUUUUCUGGUCUUCAACGGCCAGGGACAGCCUCGUCUGACUAAAUUCUAUACACAGUUGGAGACGAGCAUCCAGCAGCGACUGAUAUCCGAAAUCUUUACCUUGGUUUCAAACCGGCCAAACGGCUCUUGCAACUUCCUGCCCCUGCCGCCUCUUCUGGCUGCGUCUGGCACCUCGCACUCCUCGUCCAAGGAGCAGAAUGACGUGCCGUCCCUCGUCACAUACCGCAACUACGCGACGCUCUACUUUAUUAUAAUAUCCACCUCUACCGAGUCGCCCCUCGCCUUGAUUGAUUUGAUCCAGGUUUACGUCGAAGCUCUGGACAAGCUGUUUGAGAACGUGUGCGAACUCGACCUCAUCUUCAACUUCGAAACAUUACAUGCGACGCUGUCAGAAAUGAUCAUAGGCGGCGUCGUGAUAGAAACAAACUUGGACCGCAUAGUCUCGGGGGUCAGAGCACAGGGUACCGUGGCCAAGCGGCCGGUGAACGAGGGGAGAAGCACGGGGAUCGGUUCGGGUUUAGGCAUGGGUGCUAAUUUCGCCUGGGCUGGCCGAUGA
Messenger RNA from Metarhizium brunneum ARSEF 3297, 567 nucleotides. RefSeq names its product AP-3 complex subunit sigma (gene aps3). Gene Ontology annotation, biological process: vesicle-mediated transport; protein transport. The record is from RefSeq and is a predicted model, not a curated record. NCBI's taxonomy places the organism in Eukaryota, Fungi, Ascomycota, Sordariomycetes, Hypocreales, Clavicipitaceae. Gene Ontology annotation, cellular component: intracellular membrane-bounded organelle.